GGUUGGGUCCUCGGAAACGAAGCGGAUCGAUUGCAGCCGCUGGGCCGGCUGGCGCUGGGUGGACACGUGGAGAUGGCGUGGCCGGCGCCGGGAGGUGGCAGUGGCUCGAGCGGCCGGGAAAUGCAGGCUCGUGGUUGCUUGGGGACUCGGCCUAUUGAAGUAUAUUUAUUGGCAGAGAAUUUACACUUGUCGUUGGAGGCACUGCAGGCAGAAACCAUCCUUGAAGCAGAAGAGCUCCUGGGAACAAUGCAAGAUUACUUAGACUCUUCUGUCAUCUCCAUCAUUGAGGAUUUCAGUGGCCUGACUGAGGCAAAAGGCCGUGCAGAUCCGGAUAAUGAGCUUUCCUUGUUGACUGCAAUCACUGAGAUUCUGGACAGCACCGAUGAUGAGUCUCUGUCUCCUUUUGACACUAUUCCUGAUUCUGAAUUGUUGACAUCAUCCAAGGAGCCUGAUAAUUCUUCGUUUCAAAGGUUUCUCAGCUUGUCCAGGACCCCCCCUAAACAAGACUUUCGCGCCGUUGAGGAUUUCCAAGAACCUAGAAUUUGCACCAUUAUGACUGAGAAGGCUGAAGCCUGUGCUACCAGCCUCCCCUUGGCAGUGACUCCAAACUGUCCCAAAGACAGAGCUUCUCCAAACAAAGCCAAUAGUAAAGGGCCCUGUGGGGAACGGAGGGUCUUUAGGCACAGAGAGCAAGAGCCUCCUAUACUGCAAUGUAGUGAUGGAGAAGAAGAGGAGGAAGAAGAGGAGGAGGAGGAGGAGGAGGAGGAGGAGGAAAUAACUGAUUGUGGGCAGAGUUUUGUGGCAUAUGUGAAAGAGAUCCCUGAAACAUCAGCAGUAAAGGUGGUGGCAAAAGACCUGCCUCCAAGUGAUGGCCUUUACAUCAUUGCUCCAGAGAGAAUCUCUCUCAGUGAGCUAGUGAGGUCAAUGCAUUCUUACUGCCAGCCUGCCUUCACCAUCUGCCUGAGUCCUGAAAGUCGGCCCCUUGCUGGGAAGCUGGCUGCUUGUCCAGAUGUCUCAGAAAUCAUACCUGAUGGCAGGGAGAGCAUGGAGACCUCAGGGGUCCUUCAGAAUGUGGACACAGAGCUCUCCUGCAGAACUGACAGCAGCAACACAUCUGGCCAGGCAAAGGAGACAGACCUCUUGGUCCCUUCCCUGGACAACGUCUCUUCAGACAAUACCAAGACUGCAGGCCUGGAAAGUGAUCUUGCCUUAGGCAGCCAGGCUGACGGGUUUGGCACGUCUGUUCUCCAAAGAUGGGAAGGUGCUCAUCUGACAUCAAAGGAAGAAGAUUUGGGAUCAGUGGAUGAUCAUGAAAGUGCAUCUCAGUGUGGUCCAGGAAGACAAGUAAACAUAAAGUUCGGUGCCUUGGCAUCAGAUAAGAGAAGUGGCAAUACUAGGAAGAAUGGGAAGAAAUGCUGCAAAGGGAAAAGGAGGUACAAGGAUGCCAGGAACAGCAGGCCUCAAAAGCAGGCCAGGACUAACCCAAACAAUGGUGAGAAGCAGGAGAAAGCUGGGGGAAGAUCUGAGCUUUCUCCAGAUCAAGCAUCCCAUGCAAAAGAGAAGCUGGGCAUUGCAGAGGAGGAGGAAUUGUUCAAGCAUGAGGCAGAGCUGAAGCCCAAAAACCCACUGAUUCCAGGCUUGGAGAGUGCAGAGGCCUUGCCAUGUAUAGAGGAAUGUCCAUCCAUUCAGCACCAGGGGGAUGCAGACACCACAUUGCCCACAGACCAGAGGGGUGUCCCGGAAUCCAACCACAAGAACAAGGCUGGCUCACUUGCAAAUGAAGUGGUUGGUCAAGAUGCCUCCCCUUUGCUCCCUGGCACUAUUGCAGACAUUGCAGGGUGGCCACCUGCGACUCUUCUCAGCAGCGAGGAAGUCAGCUGCCCUCCCAAGGAGGCUAAACCCAGACCUCUCAGCUUGAGUGAAUACCGGCAGCGCAGACAACAGCGCCAGGCCAGCAGCAUUUGUACAAGUAGUACCACAGAGAAGCAGGGUGCCAGCAAGUGGCCCAGUCUGCCUGAGCUCCCCACAGAACUGGCUGACCUUCCUUGCCUGUCGGUGCCUCCACCUCCCCACAAACUCCUGGUGCCUGGGUCGGAAAGGGAGACUGAGAAGCCUGCUGGCACUGCCUCUACCUCUGCUCCUGCUGGCAAAGCAACUGCCUCUUCCCUCUCAGUGCAAAGCACAACUGCACCAGUUCUUGCUCCUUGUUCCCAGAACAACACUGGGAGCACCUUUCCUCUCCCAGAACCUGCUCUGGCUGUCCCUUUGCAGCCUAGUAAAGCAGCUGUCUUUCCCCUGGUUGGGGCUCAGGUGCCGCCGAUGCCUCCUCCGCCAUAUCUCCCUGCAGUCCCUGGAGCUUUUCUACCAGCCCCUACCAGCAUCUUGAGCACACCCCCACCAGUGCCUCCCUGGGCUCCGUUUGCCCCUUUUCCAGCUGGCUACAAAAACCUGCCACCUCCACCUUUGGCCACAAAGGCUUGUUCCGCUGCCUUCCAUACAGUUCCUCCGGUGCCCCUUCCCACAUGGCCUCCCCCACCUGUCCCCAUGCCCUCUUUUGGCCCAGGGCUUCCUUACAAUUCCAUGGAGUGGGCUGCAGGUCCACAGCUGCCUUGCUGGCCUGGUAUCCCAGUACCACCUCCAGUACUUCCUGUGCCUUAUGCGGAUCGGGGAGUCCUCAUGCAGAGUUCCUCAGUGGGUGCCUUCCUGUCGCCGCCCUUCUCUGAAGAGACCCCAGACCAGCAGAGUAUAGCUCCAACACUAGAGUCCUCCCACUUUGGUAUGCAAAACUUGACAGCCACUGAGAAGGCAGGCCGACCUGCCCCGCUACUCUGCAUGGAAUUGCCUUCAACAGCCAAAAUUUCUGCCAGAAAGAUAUCUGACCCAAGGCGGCAACCGUGGCUUUGUACUGCUGAGUCUAAAGCAGAAGGGACUUCUGGAAAACCUCAGCCCUUGGGAAAGCUGCUUGCCCCUCCAUCAGUGGUGGAACCUUCAGGAAAACUAACACUGACUCAGUCUGUCAGGAACAGCUCCGAUCUGCAGCUCUCAGGGGAGCCCAAUUUUGUGCUUCCUUCCCCACAAGUCAAGGACUCCACUGGCACAGUGAAAUCUCUAAAAGGGCCCUGCUUUGCUGAGCCUGUGGAGAAGGCCUCUACUGUACCUGUCACAGUUCAAAGUGCCAAAGACACGGCUGCUGCCCAGUCUCAAGAGGAACUUCUUCCCCAUCCUGCCACUUUGGUGCCAGAAAAGUUAACAAUGUCAGUUGCAGUAAAGGUGGAUGCUAAGGAAACUGCCCCAGUAGUUCCCAGCUCACCUGUGACAGCAGGUGACAUCCACCCACACAAGACACCCACCCAUAUGUGGAAGAUACAGCCUCUCAUCAGCACUGCACAGCAAAGCCAUCAUAAGGAUAUUGUUCAGGCCUUUGUCACUGAGAUUGGAAUUGAGGCCUCUGACCUGUCCAGCCUCCUUGAGCAAUUUGAAAAAACAGAAGCCAAAGAGGGAACUUCUAGUGUGGCAAAAUCCUUGAGAAAUAUCGCUGCCGGGAAGUGCAGCUCUGAGACGCCACAGGAAAAGAAGAUGGUGGAUUGGCUUCAGGCUCCAGAGCUCACCAAUGUUGCAGGCCUAACCCCUCCAGCCACUCCACCCCACCAGCUGUGGAAGCCUCUAGCAGCCGUCUCACUUCUGAGCAAAGCUGGCUCACCCAAAGGUGUCAGGCUUGCAAAAUUCCUGAGCAAACCUCACAGAAAAGCCCUAAUGCGUCAUCAUGUGGGCUCCGGUGAGCAUGACUACUGUCAGCUCAGUGCUGCCCCACCAAAGGGGGGCUCCCGAUGGAAUGUCAAACACAACAUGGACAUCACUAUCAAGCCCAUCAAGGCCUUGACGGAUCAAGAGCCGGAUCAGUCUGCUACAAACCAGCCUCUGGCUGCUGCUGGUGCCAGAACUAGCCUUGUAGGCACAGUCAGCCUGGUUGCUGCCUGCCAGAAUCCCAAAGAAGCUCUCAGCCCUGUUGAUGCUUGUCAGGACAAGACCCAAGCCUUUAGCCAUGCUGCAGCCAGCUCAAACCCUGGCAGAUCAGUGUCUCCGCUGUCAGAGAGCAUGCGUACAAGGCUACACACAGAGCCCCUGGACCACCGGACUAGUACACCAAGGUCCAUGACUAGGGGCAGAGAAGGGCCAUGUUCUGUACUUCUGUCCCCAGCUGCAUCCCCAUACCGGGAUGCAGAAGAACCAGCAUUGCAACAACCUCCUGACGUUCAGCAGAAGCGUCUGGCUUCCAAACACUCUCUGCGAUGCUGCCAGAGCAGGCAGAGGUCAACCAGUCCCCGCAAAAGGAGCUGGAGAGGCCGCCGAAACCAUGCCAGCCAGUCCUUCAGCUCUAGCUCUGAUGGUGACAGUGACUCCUCCUCCUCUUCCUCCCCUUCUUCCUCCUUGUCUUCCUCAUCAAGAUCAUGCUCCCGGUCUCUGUCUCCCCCAUCAAAGCGCUGGCGAAGACACCGCUCAAGACGUUCCCGCUCCUCUUCCAGUGUAAGGAGCCGGUCAAGAAGCAGUUCCCGCUCAUCUUCAUGUUCCUCCUAUUUAUCAAGGUCAUCUUUGCGCUCGCCGUCUCUGCACAGGAGGAGCACCUGCAGGAAAAGAUAUGACUCCAGCAGUUCCCGGGAACGUUACCAAAGGCAGAAAUUCAGACACAAAGAACAUGCAAUAGAGGAACGCCGUGUUGUCUUCAUUGGGAAGAUUUCUAGCAGGAUGACUCGUUCGGAGCUUCAGCACCGUUUCUCUGUGUUUGGAGACAUUGAGGACUGCACCCUGCACUUCCGUGAACAGGGAGAUAACUAUGGUUUUGUGACAUACCGCUAUGCUGAGGAAGCCUUUGCUGCCAUAGAGGGUGGACAUACACUUCAUCGCUCUGAUGAGCAGCCAUUCGACUUAUGCUUUGGAGGGCGUCGGCAAUUCUGUAAAAGGAGCUAUGUUGACUUGGACUUAAACAGAGAAGAGUUCGAGCCUGCCCCUGUGAAGAGCAAGUUUGACUCCCUUGACUUUGACACCUUACUAAAGCAGGCUCAGCGGAGUCUGCGGAGGUAACGCUGGCUCUCCUGGGCUCAGUGUGCCCAGUGGGCAUCUGCCUACACCAGCCUUACCUCAGAUGGGCUGCAGGGGCAGGUGCCACCCCCCUCCCCUCAGUCUAGCUGCUAUGUCCAGCGUGGUUUUGUAAUGAAAUGCAAAAAAAACCCCCACAAACAAUUUUUAUCUUGAUUUGUUUUUCUAGGGACUAUUUAAGGGGAAGGACAUUUUCUCUUUAAUAGUGGGGUUGGAAUCAUAACCCCCAACCACCUUCUUCCCAAGUAAUCACUAUGCAGAAAUAAACGUCCACUAUAGAAAUGC
Molecule: messenger RNA, 5379 nt
Organism: Sphaerodactylus townsendi
Lineage: Eukaryota; Metazoa; Chordata; Lepidosauria; Squamata; Sphaerodactylidae
Gene: PPRC1
Product: PPARG related coactivator 1
Exons: 14
Coding region: 73-5079 (1668 amino acids)
Biological process (GO): positive regulation of transcription by RNA polymerase II
Cellular component (GO): nucleus
Molecular function (GO): transcription factor binding; RNA binding
Source: RefSeq, a predicted model, not a curated record